GCCGAUCCAGAACCCAGGAUUUUGUGACACCAAAUACAACCGUACCGGGCGCAAGAUAGCAAUCCAACCGAGUUGGUUAACAGUUAUAUAUUCUUCCCUCCAUUUUUUUUUUAAAAACCUAACUUCCAAAAAUCCAGCUCAAGAUUCAAGAACCUUCGAUUCUCAUUUUCUGCUUUCUCCCUCCUCUGCUAUUCAUCCAUACCUUUACCUUACUACCAUUUUCAUCUCCAGAUUCGUCUCCCUUUCCAUUAGUUUCUGUAUUUGCAAUAAGCAAUCCAAAAUCCAUUUGGGUUGAAUUGAAAUGGAGGCUCCUCUUACAGACAACUACGAAGUUUUUCCUUUUUUCGCAUUCCCUACUGGGCAGCCAUUCUACAGCUGCAACCCAUGCGGUUUGCCUAUCGUUUCGGCGGAGGAGGUUUCUCGCGGGACAAUUCCUGGAGCAACCGUAUACUAUGUCCAAAAUAUCGAGAACGUGACAAUCAGAACUCAGGCUAUCGCCGUCAACCAGUCAACAGAGAAGAGAGAGAAAAUCUUCUGCAAAUUCUGCAGCGAUUUCAAGGGAUGGAAAUGUGAUCAGAUGAACACACUGGAUCAAGGUCAGCAGUCAAUGGAUGAAGGUGAGCAGUCAAUACCCAGCCACCGGUACCAGCUCAUCAGGGAAUGUCUGGAGUUUAAAGGCAACAAACCUCCAUUACAGAUGAGUGCUGGUUCGGGCAACAGCUACAGCUAAACUUUGAACACAAAAUGACCUGGAUUGGACAGCCAUACUC
Magnolia sinica is the source of this 770-nucleotide messenger RNA. RefSeq lists its product as uncharacterized. Bases 302 to 730 code for a protein of 142 amino acids. NCBI's taxonomy places the organism in Eukaryota, Viridiplantae, Streptophyta, Magnoliopsida, Magnoliales, Magnoliaceae. The record is from RefSeq and is a predicted model, not a curated record. The transcript has 5 exons.